CUCCUCCUCCUGUCCCCGGGUGUCUCCUCCUCCUGUCCCCGGGUCUCCUCCUCCUGUCCCCGGGUCUCCUCCUCCUGUCCCCGGGUGUCCCCUCCUUCUGUCCCCGGGUCUCCUCCUCCUGACCGCGGCUCUCUCGCUCCGGUCCCCGCUCGUGUCUCCGGUGCUCUGUCCGGUGCGUGAUGUCGUCCUCCCGGCAGAAGACGGCGGUGUUCUCGGUGGCGGGGGCGCUGGGCUUCGGCUGCGCUCUGGCCGCGGCCGUGGGCACCGGGCUGCCGCUGUGGGUGGACGCGGCGGUUCUGUGUCGGACCGGGGCGGAGCUGGUGAACGCGUCCGGACCGGAGCUCGACAUGUUCCUCGGGGCCGUGAACUACGGACUUUUCACCGGGAGCAGAGUCCGACACUGCGGCCUGGGGGGUCGCCCCACCCGCUUCUACUUCUUCCCAGACCUCGUGGCUCAGAUCCCGGUCGGUCUUCACGUGUCGGUCCUGCUCUUCUGCUCCUCGGUCGUUCUCUUCUCGGCGUUGGCGUCCGGGUUCUUCUUCUACAACGCCUUCGGUCGCCCGUACCUGCCCCUGCACGGCCCCACGGGACUCUACCUGUGGACCACCGCCGCCGGACUCUGCAGUUUCUUGGUCCUGGUGCUGUUCGCGUGUGAGGUGAAAGUCGCUCGUUUGUCGGAGCUCAUCUCGAACUUUAACGAGGGUUCGUUCGUGUUCGUGACGCACGGCGAGCGAUACGAGCGAUCCUAUUGGCUGUUCCUGCUCGUCUUCUUCGUCCAGGCCGCCAACGUUCUCCUGAUCCGUCUGUCCGGAGUCCACUUCCCCUUCCACCGCAAAGAGCCCACGGACGCCGAGACGGGCGCCGCCGACCUCAUGUACUGACCACGCCCACAGACCACGCCCACUUACGUAGACCACGCCUACUCACACUUCGCAUUCGAUUUUCCCUCUGAGUUGGUUUUCCGAGGAAUCUGGGACGCGACUCGGAUCCUGGAGGCAGAAAAAGUCGACUGAAAGAUUCAGAGUCAGAAUCGAAGAGGCUCCGCCCACUGUGUCGUGCAAAUAUUAAGUGUUUUUAUCGUGGGAGUCGUGUUGCGGUGAGGCCGCACGCCGCUCUCCGACUCCGACACAACGUAAUAAAACACUUCAAACUCGGAUGUGACGUCAAAUCCAAGGUCCAAGUGGGAGUCGGAAGAACGUCAAACACAGGGUCACGCCCACCGCCACAGACCACGCCCACCGCCACAGACCACGCCCACCACCACCACGCCCCUCAUGUACUGACCACGCCCACUUUCUCUUCAAUAGUUUUGUGGAGUUUUGUUAAAGUCGCUGUCGUCAGCUGAACAGAAAUGAGCUCGUGUCAUUAAUGCAAAAAUCAUAAUCAUGAAUAAUUUAAACACAAAUGAAAACAGACACACACAAAACAACACAAACACAAACGUUUGUUUCAUUUUCUGCCGUUUUGAGUUUCACAUUUUGAGUCUCUAGAAUCACACAAACGAACAAACAUAGACGUAGUUUGUGUAGUUGUGCGUUUGAUGGGGGCGCCUUCGCACACAGACCCCGCCCCUCUUGUUC
Messenger RNA from Boleophthalmus pectinirostris (great blue-spotted mudskipper), 1580 nucleotides. RefSeq names its product clarin 1 (gene clrn1). Gene Ontology annotation, biological process: equilibrioception; sensory perception of sound. The transcript has 3 exons. NCBI's taxonomy places the organism in Eukaryota, Metazoa, Chordata, Actinopteri, Gobiiformes, Gobiidae. Bases 180 to 881 code for a protein of 233 amino acids. The record is from RefSeq and is a predicted model, not a curated record.